AUGCCGAUGCCACCCAUCCCCUGGAAAUACCAGAGGUGGAGCCACGAGGCCACAGAGGAAGCCGAAAGCAAUGCAGAUGCCGAGGCCGGUGAGGCUGGUGAGGCCGACGGUGAGCCGGUGACGAACGUGAGCAGUUUGUCGAGCUCCUGGAGUACCGAGGAGGGACGCCGCUUGAGGCGCAAAAAGUUGUCCACCACGGCCUCGGAAUCCUGGAAGUUGAGCCGCAAGGAGCUGUGCAUCAAGAAGGAACUCAGCCGCACCUUGAAGAGUACCAUCUAUUUGGCGACCUGGAAGGGCACUGAAGUGGUGGUGAAAUCGGUGAAAUGUGCCCAGAAUUUGCAUUCAGAUUUGGCUCAUGAGGAGUCGGAAAUGAUGCCAAACGAUAAGAUUGCUGAAGAACUCCUGAUGGAAAUCGAACAUUUGGCAUCCUUCCGACACCCUGACCUGGUGAUGUUCCUGGGUGCUUGCCUAGAUUCCACUCUGCCCAUGUGCGUCACAGAGUACAUGCCCAUGGGCGAUAUGGAGCGCUACUAUCAGUUGAACCGUCAAAAGUAUGAUAGUGCGUGCUGGCGCCCCAAGCUCUCUCAGGUGGUCGGUUGGGCAUUGGCAACGUGUCGUGCGUUGAGCUUCUUGCAUGGCCGGGAAAUUCCCUUGGUGCACAGAGAUUUGAAGCCUUUGAACCUCCUCUUGACGAAAUACUUGGAGGUCAAAGUUGCAGACUUGGGCAUUGCUCGAGUCUUGGCUCGGGCAGGGCCCGAGUCAGGUGACUGCGGGCAGAAAGGGAUGACAGGUGGCAUCGGCACCUGGCGCUACAUGGCUCCGGAAGUGGUGCGACACCAGAAGUACACUGAGAAGGUGGAUAUUUAUGCCUUGGGACUCAUCAUGUAUUUCAUGAGUUCCGGAAAGCAGCCUUUCCACCAGCUGGGCAUCGAUCCAGAGAAGAUUCUGCAGGCGUAUCUGAAGGGCAACGAACCCAGGCCUUUGCUGACAGAUUGUCACCAAGUUUUGCGGCCAACUAUGGCCCAAGCCUGGCACGAGAGUGCCCAAGCACGUCCAUCUGCAGACGAAUUGCUCAGUGAACUCAGUGAACUUGGGAAUUUGGACUCUGGAGCCAAGUGUGCACCUUGUCUCACUAUGUGA
Cladocopium goreaui is the source of this 1140-nucleotide messenger RNA. Lineage: Eukaryota; Dinophyceae; Suessiales; Symbiodiniaceae. The record is from the annotation of a GenBank genome assembly.